Messenger RNA from Peromyscus leucopus (white-footed mouse), 1258 nucleotides. It is a transcript of the gene Bri3bp, whose product is annotated as BRI3 binding protein. The record is from RefSeq and is a predicted model, not a curated record. The transcript is spliced from 3 exons. The coding region runs from base 114 to 872 and encodes 252 amino acids. Lineage: Eukaryota; Metazoa; Chordata; Mammalia; Rodentia; Cricetidae. Gene Ontology annotation, cellular component: mitochondrion.
GCGGGGCGGGGCGACGGCGCGCCCACGCGGUGCGGCCCGGAGCCCUCGGUGGCGGUGCGCUCCGCCCUCUCCCUCCCCUUCUCCCCCCCACGACCCUCUUCCCUUGGCCGAGCAUGGGCGCGCGCGCGUCCCAGGAGCCCCGGGCCCCGGCCGGCCUGCGGCUGCUGCUGCUGUUUCUGCUAGGGGCGCUGCUGCUGGUGGCGCUGGUGGCCCCCGGCGCGCAGGGGGCUCGGGGCCGCGGGACUGCGGACAAGAACAGCCACCGGCGCGCGGCCAGCAGCUUCUCGCAGAGCGUGAGCAGCCUGUUCGGGGAGGACAACGUGCGCGCGGCUCAGAAGUUACUCUCCAGGCUGACCGAGCGGUUCGUGCAGGGAGUGGACAUGUUCGUGGAGACAUUAUGGAAAGUUUGGAUGGAGCUCUUGGAAGUCCUUGGACUUGACGUGUCCAACCUGUCACAGUACUUCAGCCCGGCCUCCGUGUCCAACAGCCCCACCCGGGCCCUGGUGCUGGUUGGCGUGGUCCUCCUGGCCUACUGGUUCUUGUCUCUGACCUUGGGCUUCACCUUCAGCCUCCUGCACCUGGUGUUCGGCCGCUUCUUCUGGCUGGUCCGCGUCGUCCUGUUCUCCAUGUCCUGCGUGUACAUCCUGCAUAAGUACGAGGGCGAGCCCGAGCACGCCGUGCUGCCGCUCUGCCUCGUGGUGGCCAUCUACUUCAUGACGGGGCCCAUGGGCUACUGGCGGGGCACUCCCGGCGGCGGCCUCGGCAGCCCCAGCGUGGAGGAGAAGCUGGAACACCUGGAGAACCAGGUGAGGUUGCUCAACAUCCGCCUCAACCGGGUGCUGGAGAACCUGGACCGCUCCAAGGACAAGUGAAGGGCCGUUUCCCUGGCCGUCCAAGGGUACCUGACCAGCUGUUGUGAUGACGUCAGAAGACAGCGGAGGAAGGAAGAAAACAACCAGCGGCAACCCCGCCAACCCCCCCGACCCUCCCAAUAAACGGAACAAGAACGCCACACCUGGUGUUUCCCACUGUGUGCCGACCUUACGACCCACUGGAGGAGAAAGAACUCACGUAGGACUUAAUCAGAGUGUGUUGCUAGUGGGAACAACAUAUUUUCUAAACGAUGGAUAUAGUCCUCUUAGCUGUGUAGUCAGAGAAAUUUAUCUGCAUAGAACAUAAAGUUGAUUUUUCUUUUUUUUCAAACAUUCGAAUCUUUUGUAAGGUUUUUAAAUAAAGGAAGAUCAAGUCAAGUCUAUCA